AGAGCGGGGAAGUUGGUACGACACUUGCAAUGCUUGCCGACGUUGUUAGCAAAGCCCGAGACGGCAUCGAUGUAGCGAUCAAGGCAGGCAAGGAAGGAUGGCAGAUUUUAAUGGUGCAAGGGCGUUCCGGUAUGGAGUUUGUGAUUGUACAAUCUCAAGAUGCACUGUCAUACAUUGGUUCGCAUCUGCAGCCACAAGCAAGAUCCAUUAUGCAGCUUUCUUCAGAGGUCUUCUCCACGUGGGCAAUUAAACUGCAGUCUCUGCAGAAGCAGCUUCUGAAUCAAUCAAAUCGUGGUCCCCUGAGCUAUGCAGGAUUAGCGGCAGGAGCCUUGUUUGUUGCCAUGCCUAUCGCUCGUUUUGUGUUCAUGAAGUUUCUUCAGAAGUCAGCCGGAGCAAACAGAAUUAUCUACUCGAAGGAGCUCGACAACUCACAUCAUGGAUACAAAAUUGACAACUUGCAGGCCGGUGAUCUGGUCAUGGCAGCCGUGAGCCCCGUUGAAGCGGUUGAGAUCUAUGCAGCGAGCGAGAAGAUGAAAGUUCCUUCGGCCUUCUUGAACCUCGGUUUCGACGGCUUGAGCAUCUUCCAGGAACUCCUCCAGCGCAACCCGCGUGUAUUUGUAUACGACUUUAAGAUGCUCUCUCCCAGUUCUGCUAUCAAACUUGCCAGGGACGUGAAGAAAGCAGGGCUUCGAUGUGAGCUCGUGGCCGUGGUGAGGAAUGACAUGGAG
Molecule: messenger RNA, 728 nt
Organism: Guillardia theta CCMP2712
Lineage: Eukaryota; Cryptophyceae; Pyrenomonadales; Geminigeraceae
Exons: 1
Source: RefSeq, a predicted model, not a curated record